AUGGGCCCCGGGAGCCACCACCUCAGCCUCGGCCCCUCUGUCUCCAGCCUGGGCCUUCUGCUCCUGUUCCCACUCCUUCCAGAGUGCUUGGGAGCCGAGGGCAGGCUGGCACACAAGCUGUUCCGAGACCUCUUUGCCAACUACACAAGUGCCCUGAGACCUGUGGCAGACACAGACCAGGCCCUGAAUGUCACCCUGGAGGUGACACUGUCCCAGAUCAUCGAUAUGGAUGAGCGGAAUCAGGUGCUGACCCUGUACCUGUGGAUCCGACAGGAGUGGACAGACGCCUACCUACGAUGGGACCCCGACACCUAUGGUGGUCUGGAUGCCAUCCGCAUCCCCAGCAGUCUCGUGUGGCGGCCGGACAUCGUACUGUAUAACAAGGCGGAUGCGCAGGCCCCGGCCUCGGCCAGCACCAACGUGGUCCUGCGGCACGAUGGCGCCGUGCGCUGGGACGCGCCGGCCAUCACGCGCAGCUCCUGCCGCGUGGACGUGUCGGCCUUCCCGUUCGACGCGCAGCGCUGCGGCCUGACCUUCGGCUCGUGGACACACGGCGGGCACCAGCUGGACGUUCGGCCGCGCGGCACCGCCGCCAGCCUGGCCGACUUCGUGGAGAACGUGGAGUGGCGCGUGCUGGGCAUGCCGGCCCGGCGGCGCGUGCUCACCUACGGCUGCUGCUCCGAGCCCUACCCGGACGUGACCUUCACGCUGCUGCUGCGCCGCCGCGCCGCCGCCUACGUGUGCAACCUGCUGCUGCCCUGCGUGCUCAUCUCGCUGCUGGCGCCGCUCGCCUUCCACCUGCCUGCGGACUCAGGCGAGAAGGUGUCGCUGGGCGUCACCGUGCUGCUGGCGCUCACCGUCUUCCAGCUGAUCCUGGCAGAGAGCAUGCCGCCGGCCGAGAGUGUGCCGCUCAUCGGAAAGUACUACAUGGCCACCAUGACCAUGGUCACCUUCUCCACGGCGCUUACCAUCCUUAUCAUGAACCUGCAUUACUGUGGUCCCAGUGCCCGCCCCGUGCCAGCCUGGGCUCGGGCCCUCCUGCUAGGACGCCUGGCACAGGGCCUGUGUGUGCGGGAACGAGGGGAGCCCUGUGGGCAAUCUAGACCACCUGAGUCAUCCCCCAUUCCCCAGCCUCCUGACAGAGGCACUGGCCCCCCAACAGGUCCCUGCCAGGAGCCUCGGUGUCUGUGCCGUCAGGAAGCCCUACUGCAUCACGUGGCCACCAUCGCCAACGCCUUCCACAGCCACCGGGCUGCCCAGCGCCGCCAUGAGGACUGGAAGCGCCUGGCCCGUGUCAUGGACCGUUUCUUCCUGGGCAUCUUCUUCUCCAUGGCUCUGGUCAUGAGCCUUCUGGUGCUGGUGCAGGCUCUCUGA
Rangifer tarandus platyrhynchus (Svalbard reindeer) is the source of this 1374-nucleotide messenger RNA. The record is from the annotation of a GenBank genome assembly. Lineage: Eukaryota; Metazoa; Chordata; Mammalia; Artiodactyla; Cervidae.